Messenger RNA from Hibiscus syriacus, 2265 nucleotides. RefSeq lists its product as uncharacterized. Lineage: Eukaryota; Viridiplantae; Streptophyta; Magnoliopsida; Malvales; Malvaceae. The transcript has 7 exons. The coding region runs from base 1 to 2265 and encodes 754 amino acids. The record is from RefSeq and is a predicted model, not a curated record.
AUGGACUGGAGAAAGUUAUUUGGUUGUUCUACUGGCCACGAUCUUGAAUACUAUCCACCAAAGUCUCUCAAAGGAAAACUAACCGUCAUCCCACCUCCGGAGAUCUUAGAAGCUGGUAUUUCUGAGUGGAAUCUAUCUCUAGUGGGACAGUUCCUCGGGACUUCUCCUAGCUUUGCAUCAAUCCAAAGGAUCGCCAAUAAAUCUGCUUUGAAUUGGGUGAUUGAAAACAGUCCUUGGCACAUUCAUAAUAAUCCCCUAAUUCUUAGGAAAUGGGAACCAAACCUUAAAUCCCUAAGCUUUAAUCUGUCUAAAAUUCCAGUUUGGAUUCUUCUGUUCAAUGUCCCACUUGAGCUUUUUUCUAGAGCUGGCCUUAGCUAUGUUGACAGUGCCAUAGGCGUUCCUGUAUCUAUGGACACCAUAACUGCGUCCAAAUCUAGAUUGGAGUUUGCUAAAGUAUGUGUUGAAAUUGGGGCUAAUGAUACAAUUCCUAGGUAUGUAGAUGUUGUGCUUAAAGAUGGUAAAACUACAUCGAUUUUAGUUGAGGUUCCUUGGCUCCCACAAGCAUCCCCUAUAGUUGAAGGAAUUAAAGCUUUACAGGAUCCUGUUAACACUAACACUGAACCUUUGACUUCUGUUGAUACUCUUAUUGACACAACUGGUACAAAUUCUUCUCUUCAAAUAGGGGUAAUUACUGAUCCUAAUGUAAUAGUAGCCCAGGAAAUUUUAACUAGUUCUGAUCCCAACAGUUCUGUUGCUACUGUCCUUAAUGUCAUAACAGCUCAGAAUGAAAAAAACAUGCUCUGUUCUAAACCUACGGUUGUAAAUUCCCAUAAUACUAUUCAGUCUCAUGGAGUUAAAGUUUUAAAUCCCUCUCAAUAUCUCAAUUUAAAUAGUUAUAAAAUUGAGACAUUAACUGUUAAAACCGACAAUGACUGCACUUCUUUUGUUUCUAAUGCCUCUGAUGCUGCCAAAUCUCAAACUGAAAUUUUUGAAAUUUUAGAAGAGGAUUCUACUCAACCAGCCUCUAUUAAAAAGGGUAGAGGUAGACCCCAAAGAAUCUGGCUGCUUUGGAGGAAAGGUCUUGAUUUCAAUGUCAUUUUUGUUUCGGAUCAAACUAUCAUCGUUAAGGGCUUAUACAAUGGUUCCCCUUUUUUCCUUUCUGCUAUUUAUGUUGGAGGUGAUUUUAACACUUUUUUGCACUCUCAUGAAAGUUCUGACCAUGAUUUUCUUGACCAUUACCUCACCGCUGACAUGAAAGACUUUCAAGAUCUUAUUCAUGAGUUAGAUCUUCUUGAUCACCCUUUUUUUGGUCAUUCUUUCACUUGGAAUAACAAGCAUACUGAUCAUUUUCUUACUAGGAAGCUUGAUAGGGUUCUUAUAAAUCCUUACUGUCUAUUUCUUUUCCUCUUUCUUUUGUGGAAUUCCUUGCUCCUGCUUAAAAGGCUUAAAUCUACUCUCAAAGAGUUUAACAAUGAAAACUUCAAUAAUCUUCCUUCUCAAGUGAAAACUAAAAGAGCUGAGUUGGAUUUGCAACAACUCCGUACCUUAAAUGGCGAGGAUGGAAUUGAAAAGGAGAUUCUCAUUCAAGAUGAGCUGAAGACUCUUGAAGAAGCUGAAAUUUUGUUCCUUAAACAAAAGGCAAAAAUUCAGUGGAUUAAAAAUGGUGAUAAAAACACUAAAUUCUUUCACUAUAUGCUCGUUUUUAAGAACAAGAGAGACACCAUUCGUGUGCUUAUUGAUGGAAAUGGCAAUCACUUGGAUUCUUUCGAUGCUAUGUCUAAGGAACUUACUUCCUCUUUCUCCAACUUUCUUGGAUCUAUUGACAACAGUGUUAAAAACAUUGAUCUUUCUUCCCUUAAAGAGCUGCUAAAUUAUUCUAUUCCUCUUGAUGCAGCUUCUGUUCUUGUUAAGGAUAUUCAACGUAAUGAUAAAGCCCCUGGUCCAGAUGGUUAUUCUCCUUGUUUCAUUAAGAAGGCUUGGUCUAUUGUGGGAGAAGAUGUCUUGGCUGCUGUAAAGCAUUUUGUCCAUAGCAACUAUAUGAAUCAUGGUUUUAAUUCCACUGUCAUUGCUCUUCUUCCUAAAGUUCCAAAUCCUCAAGCUGUUAAAGAUUUCAGACCCAUCUCAUGUUGUUCAAUCUUUUACAAAGCAAUCACAAAAAUUUUAGUUAAAAUAUUGUCUGAAUUUCUCCCUGAUUUCAUCUCUUUAAACCAGACUACUUUCAUCAAUGGUAGGAGUAUUAUUGAUAAUACCCUCCUCGUCCAAUAA